CAACAAAAAUAAUAUUAAAGGAGGAUGUUGUUGCAAUGAUGUAAAAACACUCGGAGCAAAACGGAUUGGUUUCAUCAUGUGAAAGCUGUUUUAUCGAGACACAAGUAGCCAUUCGAAUCGAUCUUGCAAGAAGGAUUUCCAUCAAUGGCUACAAAACCAGGUAUUUGGCUUUGUCUUCCGGACAGCCUCAUCCUCCACAUCUUUACCUUCCUGUCAUCCAGAGAUCUGCAGAGGUGUGCACAAACCUGCAAAUCCUGGCUACGGAUCAGCCAAGAUGAGUUGCUUUGGAAGCUCCUGUUGUACCGUGAGUGGAAGAUCGAUUCCUCCAUCAAGCUAGCAAACAACCGGCGGUCAUAUCGCAGGGAAUUCAAGCGACUUGCAUUUCACACGCCCAAAGUGCAAUACCAAGUGCUACGUGAACACACAGAUCAAGUGUUGCACGUUAGCUUCUCACACAAUGGCAAGAUGUUCUCCUCCUGUUCUAAAGAUGGUACCAUCAAGGUUUGGAGAACAGGUCCUCCGGCAUCUAUCCGCUACAGCCAAAGCAUGAAAGAGCUCUUCCGCUGGCAGUAUACACAGUUCUCACAGUUCAAUGCCACAGACACACUCCUUCUUGUUUCAGGAGUUCACUUUGGACCCAACAGUACUUCUGGGGAAAUAGCAGUUUUCAACAUUAAAGAAGAAUUUUACUUACAAGCUCGUGUGCUGAACAAGCCGUAUGACAUCUUUGGAUGUUGGCUAAACAACUCCUAUCUAUUGUCUGGUAAUCUCCACUACUUGGGCCAUCUUUCGUCUUGCUCUGCACUCUGGUUGAACAAGGCUAUGCAAGAAGUUGACUCAGAACAGGAAUCAGUAGUCAUGCGCAUAUUCAAGUUCCUUAACAUUAAUGCCAGUACCAUUCGCAGUAUCAUGGUUGCCAAUUGCAGCGCUCUUGGACGAGGACUUGCAAUGGAUGAUGGAAAGGACAUGACGGCCGAAAGCACAGGUGUACCAAGCUCGAGCGAUUUCUUUCAUAGCUCCAGUGAAAGUGAGAUUGAUAAUAGGACAAAUGCCUGGGAGAGUGACUUGGAAGGUACAGGUGAGAUUGAUCAUAGUACUCAUCAUGAUGGAAAGAGGACUUGCAGUGAGGGUGAUAUUAACCAGUCAUUUGAAACAGGAAUCUUGCAUCACAGUGAGAGUGAACCAUGUUUUAAGGCUCCGCCAAGUCCAGCACUUUCAACAGGGGAGGUCGAACCCAGAAGAUCAGUUUCACCUAGAAUACAGAUUCAGGGCACACCACAGACAGGUGUCGGUACCAAGAGUUCUUCACUGAAGCGUGAUGUUAGCUAUGUGAGCAGUACCCCACCAGACCUUACCAGGAAAAGUCUCCGCACCAAUGCAAGAGGAAUGUACACAGUGGGAGUGUCUCCAGCUGCAAAACUUGAUCCUGAUAGUUGCUAUCAACGGCUGUGGAUGCGUGUCAGGGAAGCAGAAAUGCGCAGAGGUGGACAUCUUGAUUAUGAUAUCCUGAAGAUUUUAAUUGAUGGUGUUGAUCCGGAGGUUGGUAUGGAAGAAUGCCAAGCCAGUCCUUCUGGGUCCCAAUCUAGGAGGUCACCAGCAAUUCGUUCACCAAGAAUGGAAAGUCCAUCAGAACUUGCUAACACACAGUGGCCCCGAAAUGGAGAUGAAAGGGACCCUCAAGAAGGCCCAUCAACUUCCCGGCAAGCUUUUCGUGAAGGACUACCACCAGAUUGUCCUCUGUCCCUAUGUAGCUCAACAGAUACAAUGCUUUCCAGUCCAGACACUGACUUGGGCUCAAGGACUUUCGCAACUGAUAGCGCAAGUGCCAGUGAUGUGAUUAGGGCUUGGGGUAAAAAAUUCACUUUUGGUAGUACAGAUAGUCUAGAUGAUGAGCCAGCGAUUCAGUACUCAGACCGGAGGUUUAUUAAUACAGAAUUAGAUGGUGCACGUAACAUCAUGGCAAUAAAGAAUGGUGCUGAUGAGAAUUACCUAUCUAGCAGUAGUUUCUCUGAUUCCCACGAAGCAGCCACACAUCUUCGGAUUAAACGACGCAUCAAAAGGAGCACGUCAAAAGAAAUCAAGCAUCUCAUAUUCACAAUGGGUUCUAAAGCUUACACUCCACAUCAGAUUGGCAUCAAGAAGAUUAGGAAGGAAAUGUGCAAUACCUUAAAAGGUCCUUUAGGAAAGGGAGCCUUUAAUUUGCCUCGGCAAGAUGAUGCCGCAGCAGAAGAAAUUGGAGAUGAGCAGGGUAUAGACUUUGAUAAGGUGGAUCAUGUUAUUGAGUUAAAUGGCCAUGCAAUCGGAAUGGCACUGUCACCAGACCAAAGGUUUCUGUAUGUGAAUUGUCGGUGUUGGCCACCAGAGUACCGGAUUUCUGACCCCCUAGCACCACCACCAAUUGCUCAAGAGAUUGAGAUCAGAGUAUAUGACCUGGUGGAUCUCACUGAAGUUAAGCGUUUCCAUGGACACAAGGCAUACUCACCCAACGAUGAAUUUAACUUCAUUUUUCUUGAUGUUAGUGAUCAGUAUGUUGCAAGUGGUGCUGAAGAUAAACAUGCAUACAUCUGGGACACACAUUAUGGGAUUCUCAUUGGUCGUCUCUCACACAAUGAUGUUGUGAACUCUGUGGCAUUCAAUCCACUUGACCCCGAGAUGCUGGUUACAGCCAGUGAUGAUAACACCAUCAAAAUUUGGACGUCUAGAAAUCAAUUUGAACGUCAAACCACUAGAGUGUAAAACCUCUAGCUGUUGGUGAAAUAUUGACUUACUGUACUGUAUUUGUAAAUACUAUUCUAUAAAUGCAUAUUCUUUUUACCUUAAUUACCACUCUCUCAGCCCUUAAAGCACUUGUUUACUCAAAUGUUAUCAGUUAUUUUAAUGCUGCAUUCUUUCUGAAAUUAGUUGUCAAAAUAAAACUUAUGUUUUAAAAUGUUUGUUCCAAACCCAGAGUCCUAGGUCUUGAAUUAAUUUAAAAGUCCUAAAUCCAGUUCAAAGGGUCCUGAAUUUAAAUUUUACUAUCCUGUAAACAAUCCCUGUGUGCAGUUUGCAAAGUACAGUACUGUAAAACCUUGAAUUAAAGCUCAUGGCUUUUUUUUUUUUUUUUUUUUUUUUUGUGAAUUUUGGAUGGCUUCUUUUUGAGGCUACUUUUGCAAAGUAAAGAAGU
Anneissia japonica is the source of this 3163-nucleotide messenger RNA. RefSeq names its product F-box/WD repeat-containing protein 5-like. Gene Ontology annotation, molecular function: protein binding. The record is from RefSeq and is a predicted model, not a curated record. The coding region runs from base 145 to 2736 and encodes 863 amino acids. Gene Ontology annotation, biological process: protein ubiquitination. Gene Ontology annotation, cellular component: SCF ubiquitin ligase complex; Cul4-RING E3 ubiquitin ligase complex. The transcript is spliced from 6 exons. NCBI's taxonomy places the organism in Eukaryota, Metazoa, Echinodermata, Crinoidea, Comatulida, Comatulidae.